Messenger RNA from Acanthisitta chloris (rifleman), 995 nucleotides. It is a transcript of the gene POFUT4, whose product is annotated as fucosyltransferase 11 (alpha (1,3) fucosyltransferase). The transcript is spliced from 3 exons. Gene Ontology annotation, cellular component: membrane. Gene Ontology annotation, molecular function: alpha-(1->3)-fucosyltransferase activity. The record is from RefSeq and is a predicted model, not a curated record. NCBI's taxonomy places the organism in Eukaryota, Metazoa, Chordata, Aves, Passeriformes, Acanthisittidae. The annotation marks the transcript as partial.
ACAAGGACGCGUGGCGCCGCAGGGGAUACGCCCCCGUGCUCUACCUGCAGUCGCACUGCGAUGUGCCCUCGGACCGCGACCGCUACGUGCGGCAGCUCAUGAAGUACAUCCAGGUUGACUCCUAUGGGAAAUGCCUUCAUAACCGUGAGCUUCCCAGUGAGCGACUGAGAGACACUUCUACAGCCACUACAGAAGAUCCUGAAUUUAUGACUUUUAUCGCCAGGUACAAGUUCCAUCUGGCCCUGGAGAAUGCCAUAUGUGACGACUACAUGACAGAGAAGCUGUGGCGUCCGAUGCACUUGGGUGCUGUCCCCGUGUACCGAGGCUCCCCGGCUGUGCGGGACUGGAUGCCAAACAACCUCUCCAUCAUUCUUAUAGAUGACUUUGAGAGCCCCCAAGAGCUGGCAAAGUAUCUUGAUUUCCUGGACAAGAAUGGAGAGGAAUACUUGAAGUAUCUGGAGUAUAAAAACGUCGGUGGAAUCAAAAACCAGUUCCUGCUAGAUAGUUUGGAGAGGAGGGAAUGGGGUGUGAAUGACAUGACUCUGCCCAAUUACCUGAAUGGCUUCGAGUGUUUCAUCUGUGACAGGGAGAACAUCCGGGUCAAAGAGGAGAAAGAACACAAAAAGUCUGGUGGGAAAAUUCCAGCUCCCAGACCUCGCAUAGCUCAGUUCAAGCACAUGGGAUGUCCUAUGCCAACCCCUGGGUUUGGAAGUGUUGAAGACCUCCCUGAAGGAGACAGUUGGAAAGAAAUGUGGCUGCAGGAUUAUUGGCAAAGCCUUGAUCAGGGUGAGGCCCUCACUGCUAUGAUUCAUCGCAAUGAGUCUCAUCAGGGAAGAUUCUGGGACUAUAUGCAUGAGAUUUUUCUCAAGAGGACAAGGCAACACUGACCCAUCUUUGUAAGAGAUGUGAUUUGAAAACUGCAUUGAAGGUUGAGACUCUGAAUUCUUACCUCACUUCAAAUGUCUGCCUUGAAAUAGGAAAAAAACCUCCCACAG